Messenger RNA from Ostertagia ostertagi, 1143 nucleotides. NCBI's taxonomy places the organism in Eukaryota, Metazoa, Nematoda, Chromadorea, Rhabditida, Trichostrongylidae. The record is from the annotation of a GenBank genome assembly.
AUGUGUAAAGAGACUUUCGACCUUGCGGUGUUGAGCGAGACAUGGUUAAAUACUAAAAUCGAUGCAAGUCCUUUGCUGGACGUUUUAGCAACACGCUAUAUGGUAUUCAGAUGCGACAGUGAAAGAUCUCAUCCCGUAAGUGUGACUUUUUCUGAAUCUGUAAAGGAUGCCUAUGAAGUGUUGGCAUGUGAUAUUUGGUUUUACUCGUUGCAACUUAGAGUUAUAGCAGUCUAUAGGGCUCCGUCAUGUUCUUCUGGAAAAACUGAUCAACUUGUCAAAGCCAUCAGUGAUUUGUGUACGUGUGACUAUAGCUGUAUCGUUGCUGGGGAUUUUAAUGUUAAUCAUAGUUUCGUUGUCCAAGAUUCUCAAGGUGACGCUAUUAACCAUGGAUUGAUCCAAAAAGUCUCUUUCCCUACUAGACAUAAUUCGGUGCUGGAUUUGCUUUUGUGCAAUGAUCGUUCUCUUAUUCGAGAUGUUCGCAAGUCCCCACCUCUAGAUUUCAAAAACGCUAAUUUCAAUGCUAUGAGGGCUUACUUGAGGAAUAUUGACUGGUUUGGUUCUUUUAAUACUGUCUCAGGAGUAAAUGAAAAAUAUGACAUGUUCGUGAGUAUACUUCACCAUGCUAUGGACAUGUUUAUUCCUUACCGACUCAGUCCACAGAGAUCCAAACUUAUUCUGCCUGGCUAUUUAACUUCUAUGGAGAAAGCUAGGGAAAGACUUUGGAAUAAGGCGGUUUUCUCUCAGUCUUCGGUUGAUUGGGCAGCUUUUCAGGCUUUCAACAGAAAGUGGACCACAAAGCUUGCUAAGUAUAAAGCAUAUGUAGAGAAGAAAAAGUUGACCAAGGGAGGUUUAAAGGCGUUGUAUUCUCUCUUGAAAGAUCGGCUCACUGAGAAACAAAAUGUCGGGAUUUUAAUGAAUGAUAAUUCCCAAAGGGCGAUAAGGGAUUAUGAUAAGGCGAACGUGCUAGCAGAUGCUUUUGAAAAAGCGUUUCUUUUGACUUCGGACUCAGCUCAUAACAUUGGUUCUUCUAAGGUGGAAUCCGAUGACUCUGCGCCUUGGUUUGAUAAAAACACUAUUGUUGAAGUCCUGGAGAAAUGGUCAUCAGCGGCCGCGAUCAAUAGUGAAGAUAUUCCAUUUGUAGUU